Molecule: messenger RNA, 1119 nt
Organism: Manduca sexta (tobacco hornworm)
Lineage: Eukaryota; Metazoa; Arthropoda; Insecta; Lepidoptera; Sphingidae
Source: RefSeq, a predicted model, not a curated record
AUGUUAGACAUAAAAGCAAUUAAAAUAUUUCUUUUCAUCGAAAACAUUUUGUGCAUUUAUCGUAAUUAUACGUUUUAUAAGAAAAAAACACAAAAAAUCGUGCUGUUCCAUGUCAUUAUUACAUUAUCUUUUUGUGUCGCGGUUGUUGCUAAUGAUAUUUAUGUUACAUACGAAUACUUCCGAGGCAACUUGAGCACGCUUUUCUUAAUUUUGAUAUACCAUUUUCAGUUUACUGUUUAUACUAUGCUGAGUAUUGUAUGCGGCAUUAGCCAAUCUGGUUCAUUCGAAGAACUAAUCAAUACUUUAGAAAAGAUGCACAACAAGUUCAAAGAUGACGUAUAUCACGCUAAUUCUUUAAAGAAAAUGAAUACUCAUUGCAUAUUACCCGUCGUGUAUUUUAUAGUGCUGACAUUAAGUGUUUUGUACGAAAGAAUGAACUAUGUAUUCCUUGAUCAUUUAAUUGUCUUUGAUGUUCUGCAGUAUAUUAGUGAGAUUGCCAUGAGUUAUUGUUACCUUACUCAAUACUUUGUAUAUUCAUUAUAUUUGACAAUUAUUUAUGAGUUAUUUAAGCGGUUUUAUAUAUUGUUGAAUGAAGUGAAGACAAAACUAGAUGAGAAAAUUGUGGCUGGUGAAAAAAUUACUGAUAAUAUUAAUUUGAAAAUAAUAGAAGAAUGGGCCGAAAUGUACGGAGACCUCGUGAAGAUCAGUAAAGCGUUUAGAAAGUGUUUCUCUGGUCAGAAUUUCAAGGGAAAAGGAGGCGGUGUUACAAUGAUGAUGACCAUGUUCUUUGAUAUCACAUAUCAUUUGACUGCCGUGACAACAGCAAUGCUUGCAGCGCAAAGAGUCCAAAAUGGAGUUCCUGUACUUAAAAGAAUUUUAGCUAGCUUUUACAACAUUUUGACAGCGUAUCCAAAUCGGCCAGAAUUGGGAAGAAUCAAGAACUUCUCUCGGAUGGUGGCCCAGAACCCGCUGUCCACUGCUGAACAUAGGCCUCCUCUAAAGCGCGCCACGCUGCUCGGUCCUCCGUUCUCCUUAUCCAGAGUCCACCGGCAAUCCUACGAAUAUCGUCGGACCAGCGGGACGGAGGUCGUCCUACGCAACGAACUUUAUCAUGACCCG